GGUCAAACGUUGAACACGGAUACCUACGGCCGCGCUAUACUACCUCCGUUCAUAUAUGUUGUACUAGAAUAUGUCACAUCCCAUUUUAGAUUGGGUUUUUUUUUUGAAACGGAGGGAGUACGUAAGUAUCAAAAUUACGAAUCUUUAUGGAAGAUUUCAUGAACAAAAGUUAAAAAAUAAAGCUCAAUCUAUCAUAAGUGAAAUAGCAAAACUGAACCGAAUAAGGCAAAAAGGAAAAAGGAUAAAAAAAGUACGGUCCUAUUCGGACACGAAAAUCCAUCACCGUCGCCCUCGCCUGAGCUCGCGGCGCGCGCCCCGUUGCUGCUUCAUCCGGCGCCGCCGUCGUGGUCCUCACCGGCGGCCAUCGGCCCAUCGCCUCCGACAACUCCGGCGGCGCAAGCCGCCAGGCCACGCCGUCACUUCUCCUCCGUCUCUCUCUCUCGCGCGCGCGCGCGACGCGGCGGGCAUGGCAAACCUGCUAAAAUUCAAACACAGGAGUAACAACACGAGUCAGGUUACGACACGGCGACGAACUAACCAAAUCCGUCUCCGAGAUGAGCCGCCGCCGCCGAUAUCAUCCGAAGGCGCCACGCAGAUCGAUCGAGAGGCCGCCUCAGUAGAUGUUGAGCGAUCCGUGUUGCUCGGUGAAGAUCAGCGCGUCGUACUUCGCCGAGAUGAUGUCGAGAUUCUCCGGCAGGCUGAACCGGUUCGUCUGCGGCAUGGCGGCGCCGCCGCCGGAGGAGGAGGACGACGACGCGGCCGCCAGCGCCGGCGGCGAGGCGGAGGACGCCUUGAACACGCCGUUCCUCCGCUACCGUCGAGCGCGCCAUAGACCGUCACCACCGCUCGCCGCGCCGUAUUGGCCGCGGGGGUUCGCCGAUGAGGAGAAGGCGGAGAAGGAGGCGGUGGUGUUCGAGGCGGCGUUUCGGCGGCUGCUUGCGGAGAAGGAGGAGAAAGCGGAGGAGGAGGAGGGGUCGUCGUGGUUGCGAGGCGUGGUGCUGGCCAUGGAGCGGCCGCCGGAGCCGAGGGGGAAGGAUGAGGAGGUGAGGCUGCCGUGCUUGGCGCUCCCGUCGCUUGAUGGGUACAGGGUUUACUCCCUCGCCGAGGGGCGCAUGUGCGACGACGGCGACGUUCGGCUGCCGAUGGCGUGCCGCCGCCGCUACGUGUCGUCGCCGUACGGCGGGAAGGUGUUCGUCACGGAUCUCAACUGGCGCUACUUGUCGCACCUCGUCGACCCGUUCACCGGCGAGCGCACGCCGCUCCCCGACCUGCCCAUCCCGCUCUCGGAGACGGAGCCGACGCCGUGCGCGGACGACGAGCCACGCGCCAACCGCACGGUGGCGGUGGGCACCGACGACUGCUUCGCGUGGGACUGGUCCCCGCGCGGCGUCAUGGUCGCGCGCGGCGACACGGUGUUCUUCUGCGAGGCCGGCGGCGGGGAAGGCGGCGGCGAGUGGAAGCCGGUGCACCGGUCGCGGACCAACUCGCCGAUGACGGUCAACCACCGCGGCGGCUUCUUCUUCGUGCUCGAGCGGCGGUCGCUGCUCACCACGGUGUUCGACGCCGAGACGCUAGCCCCCACCGCCGAGAUCGCGCCGCCGCCGAGCCGCCACGACAUCGACGACGCCUACCUCGUCGCGUCCACCGACGACGUGCUCCUCCUGGUGCGCCGCCGCGCGGCGGACAGCGACAUCCGGGAGGUCUUCACCCACGCCUACCGCGCGCGGCACAGGGGCGCGCGGCCGUCGCCGCCGCCAGCGUGGGCGCCGGUGACGGACAUCGGCGACCGCGCGGCGUUCGUCACCAGGGCCCACGGCUUCACCGUCGGCGUCGUCGGCCCCGACCCCGACGCCGACGGCGGAGAGGAGGCGGCGGCGACAGUGCGGAGGAACCGCGUGUACGUGAUCCGCGGGAGCACGACGAGAGACCAGCUGGACCGCCGCGUCGUCAGCCACAAGAUCGGCGAGGUCCACCUCAAGAACCCCAUGCCGCCGACGCUGCUGCCAUUGCUGCAAGGCGAGCUCGACGGCGGCGGCUGCUUGCACGAACGGAAGUUGGGGCAGCCACACUGGAUCAUCAGGAGAGAUCAGCCUACGUCAGCAUCGGUCAACGAUUCAGAGGAGAGCGAUCUGUCCACGUCAGCAUCGGUCAACGAAUCAGACGAGAGCGAUCAGUCUUCGUCAAUAUCGGUCAACGAAUCGGAGGAGAGCGAUCUGUCUUCGUCAGGAUCGGUCAACGAAUCAGAGGAGUAG
Messenger RNA from Oryza sativa Japonica Group (Japanese rice), 2252 nucleotides. The record is from RefSeq and is a predicted model, not a curated record. NCBI's taxonomy places the organism in Eukaryota, Viridiplantae, Streptophyta, Magnoliopsida, Poales, Poaceae.